GCGGCCGCAUUGCUGACGGCUGCUGCAUCCCGCACAGGGGAGGCACACCUGCCGGAGCCGCAGCCGCCGACAGAAGAGAUGGACGAGGCGGCAGACUUUCCGCCCGAGACUCCAUCACCUGCGGUGGAGAUCGAAGAACUUCUCUCCAUCCCACCCGACCUUCCGAAGCUGGAGGGCACCUGGCACCCGGAUCCGUACGAUCCGCCAUACCCUCCCAAGAAACGGAAGGCCAGACGUCGUAAGCUAGAGCUCACCAACCAGGAGUGGCGCCUCUUUUUCAGAUUCGGCCGGGAAUAUGAGAAACUUUGGGGCCACUGGGGACGACGAGGUUCCCUGGGCCAAUCGCUGGCCUAG
This is a messenger RNA of Symbiodinium pilosum, 354 nucleotides long. NCBI's taxonomy places the organism in Eukaryota, Dinophyceae, Suessiales, Symbiodiniaceae. The record is from the annotation of a GenBank genome assembly.